AUGUCACUUCCAUUUGCUCCAUCUAGCAUCAAUCAAAACCGAAAUGCUAUCCAAGAGAACAAUCUGACCUGUCAAACUUGCGGAUUCGUCUUCAAAAACAGGAUAUAUCUGAAAGGGCAUAACAAGAAAAAUCAAGGAAAAUGCAAACCACUUCCCGAGAAGAAAUUUUCCUGUGAGCUCUGCCCAAGCAGUUUUGCACAAAGGUCUGGUCUCAGCAGACAUGUUAGUGUGAAGCAUGGAUCUCCGAAGAUCCAUUUGGAGAAUGAAAUCGCUCGGUUCAAAGCGUCAGAUCCCGACUUCAAUGAGUCUCAAUUUCUACAAGACGUUUUUAUGGCUUACUACUCAAUCCAAAAAAUGAUUGAGAACAAAGAAAAUGAACCAAUUUCGGAGACCUUUCUGACUCAACCGAUGGCUGAAGAUGUGUCUGACAGCGUGAGGAGUCCAUUAGGAUUUGGGAUCGACCGUUUUCUAGAACCACUCGAAUCAAACUCGAUGUGUAAAAUUAAUUGCUAG
Messenger RNA from Caenorhabditis briggsae, 513 nucleotides. Bases 1 to 513 code for a protein of 170 amino acids. The record is from RefSeq and is a predicted model, not a curated record. NCBI's taxonomy places the organism in Eukaryota, Metazoa, Nematoda, Chromadorea, Rhabditida, Rhabditidae. The transcript has 4 exons.